Molecule: messenger RNA, 754 nt
Organism: Cryphonectria parasitica EP155
Lineage: Eukaryota; Fungi; Ascomycota; Sordariomycetes; Diaporthales; Cryphonectriaceae
Product: 60S ribosomal protein L33
Exons: 5
Coding region: 98-427 (109 amino acids)
Biological process (GO): cytoplasmic translation; ribosomal large subunit biogenesis
Cellular component (GO): cytosolic large ribosomal subunit; ribosome
Molecular function (GO): structural constituent of ribosome
Source: RefSeq, a predicted model, not a curated record
AGACGAUCAACCACCAAGUCAAUCGCAGCCAACUCCAAUUUCCUUUUUUCCCUUCUUUCCCUUCCAAGUGGCACGGAGAGAAUUCGAAAAAGUCAAGAUGCCUACCGACGCCGGUCACAGACUUUACGUUAAGGGUCGCCACCUGUCCUACCAGCGUAGCCGACAUGUCACCCACCCCAGCACCAGCCUGAUCAAGAUCGAGGGUGUCGACAACACCGAGGCUGCCAACUUCUACCUCGGCAAGAAGGUCGCAUAUGUCUACAAGGCUCAGAAGGAGGUCCGCGGCUCCAAGAUCCGUGUCAUCUGGGGCAAGGUCACUCGCCCUCAUGGCAACUCCGGUGUUGUCCGCGCCAAGUUCUCCAACCCUCUCCCCUCUCGUUCUUUCGGUGCCUCCGUCCGCAUCAUGCUCUACCCUUCUGCGAUAUAAGGGAUCGGUCUUUCAUGGAUGGAGUUGAGGGAAAAUUGGAAUCGAUUAGCUGCAUCUCGGUUUGGCGGGGGUUUACUCGAGGUCUGCUUUCUGGCAUGCAAAUCAACUGAUGAGAGUUGCCUGGCCACUAUAAAAGACGAUGAACGAUCCGUGGUUUCUCGCGUGCUUGGUCCGACACGAGGAAGGCUCCCUCCGGGGCUAUAGACGACAGGCUCUGGAAACGGGGCCAGUUGUUGCAUACACAGGGAAUAACCAGAUCCCUAGGACUCAAUAAAGCAUCUUGAAUUUGAAGAGCCGAUCGUGCUACCUCAACAACUCAUGCUCAAC